Molecule: messenger RNA, 2650 nt
Organism: Oryzias latipes (Japanese medaka)
Lineage: Eukaryota; Metazoa; Chordata; Actinopteri; Beloniformes; Adrianichthyidae
Gene: arhgap19
Product: Rho GTPase activating protein 19
Biological process (GO): signal transduction; regulation of small GTPase mediated signal transduction
Cellular component (GO): cytoplasm
Molecular function (GO): GTPase activator activity
Source: RefSeq, a predicted model, not a curated record
GCUGACCAAUGGGCGGGUUCGUGGGCGGCGCCUGGAGGAUAUCUGCGCAGGAUUCAAACUGAACAUGGCUGCGGGGAAGGAUGCCGACGAAAACACGCACAAUAGAAGAGGAACGGUGUGCAGCAUGGUGAUCCGGCACGAGGAACCGCCGGCGGGCUCUCCGGCCGGACGGCCGCCCGUCAUCUUCAACCCGGAUUUCUUUGUGGAGAAGCUGCGCCACGAGAACCCCGAGGUCUUCCUGGAGCUGGUGAUCAGCAACGUCACGCGCCUCAUCGAUCUGCCCGGAACGGAGUUCGCUCAGCUGCUGGGCGAAGAAGGACCGAAGACCCCCACCGGCGGGAACGGGGGCUUUUUCCGCUCGCUCAACUUCCUGAAACGUAAAGAUAAAGGCAUCGUCUUUGGGAGUCCGCUGACGGACGGCUGCAUCGCUCAGAUCUACCAGCUGGUCGAGUUCCUCAGUAGACAUCUUCACGUGGAGGGUCUGUUUCGAGUUCCCGGAAACAGCGUCCGGCAGCAGACCCUGAAGGAGCUCCUCAACGGCGGCGCCGACGUGGACCUUCACUCCGGAGACUUUCACCCCAACGACGUGGCCACGCUGCUGAAAACCUUCCUGGGGGAGCUGCCCGAGCCGCUGCUGACGCACAGACACUUCAACGCUCACCUGAAGAUCGCAGACAUGACGUUGUUUGACGAACACGGCAACAAGACGGCGGUUCCCAACAAGGAGCGGCAGAUCGAGGCGCUGCAGCUGCUCUUCCUGCUGCUGCCGCAGGCCAACCGCUCGCUGCUCAAGCUGCUCCUGGACCUGCUCUACCACACCGCCAAGCUGCAGGACAAGAACAAGAUGUCCGCCCACAACCUGGCCCUCAUGUUUGCCCCGCACGUCCUCUGGCCGCGACACAUGACGGCGAGCGACCUGAAGGAUCAUCUGAAGAAGCUGAACAGCAGCAUGGCCUUCCUCAUCAAACACUCGCAGAAGCUUUUCCGGGCGCCACUGUACCUCCGGGAAUUCGCCCGGGUCCACUUUUCUGGGACCAGAACUCUGCAGUCGAAGGACGACCUGGAGCUGCUGGCGGCGAGCAGCUCUCCGGCCCCCCGGACGGUUUUGCCCCUGAAGAGGUCGGCGGCCCUGGCCCCGCCCUCCCAGGAGGCGUGCGGGUCUCCAGCCCAGCAGUACACGGACGAGGCGCUGAAGGAGCUCUUCAGGCACGUCCACCAGAACAUGCCCGACUCCGCCAAGAAGAAGAAGCUCGUUCGACAGCUGGUCAAACAGGCCAACGCAGCUGAAGACCCUCAGGCCCCGCCCCCUCCCAGCAGGAAACACCCGCGCUCGCGCUCCUUCGGCGGCCUCAUCAAGCGCCGAACUCGAGGUGAGCAGCUGACGGCGGAGAGGCGGGUCAGACACGCCUCCCCCGAGGCCGUCAGCCGGACCGGCAGAAAAGGCGGCAAAGAAAACGUCGCUUUACAGGCGGUCCACAGUCCGUUCAGCGGUGCGCUGAUGGGGAAAUCCGGGCUGGUUGUGAGAAAUCCAGACUUUGACUGGAACAAAGCUGUGAAACCUUCAAAGCAGGAAUCUCCGUCGGAGUCCAGGAUGUGUCCGUCUGCCGUGUAGGAACCGGGACUUCUGGACCGGAGGGACGCUCCACCACAGGAGCUUUGUCUUAUUUAGUCAUAACGUUACUGAUAUUUAUACGGCCUGUGGCGAUGACUGCUACGUUUCUGCUGACUCUGCAGGAAAUGUUUAAAGUGUAAACUAUGUUACUGUUUUUUAGAAGCUUGGGAGAUGUUUGUUUGUUUGUUUGUAUGUUUGUUUGUUUUUAAGAUAAAGCUGUUUACAUCACACCUGUACCUGCAGAAAGAAAGAAGGAAGGUUCCCGCUGAGAUCUUUGGAGGGGGGGGCAGAAGUGACUGUUCAUCGAGGUGCUGGCGUCCUGCCCAAUAGGGAAUCGAACUUCGUUAGCGGAGACGUUUACGUGUCAAAAAGGUUAAUGUGAAAAAGUUCCUGUUCAGACACUUUAGAAUUUUUAUUUUUGGUGUUUUUUAAUCUUGGGGGGGGGCUGAAAGUUUUAAGGAAAGUUGAAGGAAGGAUUUGUGUUUGAGAGUCGUUUCAGAGGAGGAGGAAGAGGAGGAGUCAUCAUCAUCAGGGCUGCAGGUCUGACGUUUAACACCUGGAGAUGCUAAAGCGUUAGCAGGUGUGGGGGGGGGCCUGAGGAUGGCUGUGUGGGGGUGUAAUGCUGUUGCAGACUGUGAGAGGACGUGGAUAUUAUGGGAUGUUGGACGAUUAAAAGACACUGUAGCUUCUGACCUUUUUUUUUCCUUCACACUAACGCCUGGAUUAUUUUAUGAUUCCUGAUGCUAAUAUUUUAUAAUGAACCUCUUUGGUUCGUGUCUGGCUGCAGUUUUUUUUUUUUUUACACAGUGGAACAAAUGCUGCCCCCUACUGUUACUAAUGUGAACCUGUUUUCUUAGUUUUUUUCCAUCAUUUCUCUCAGGCUUUUAUCUUUUUGUUUGUCUAAACCGAGUUCUCCGGCGUUUCUGUAACUUCUGGUUCAAAUCUGUGGUUAUUUUUGUGUAAAAUAAGAUCUGUUCGUUCACUGCUUUCCUUGGCAUUAAAUCUGCUUUGGAUUAAAACUUUAUAUUUCCACUAAAA